CGCUCGCGAACGCAUCUCGCCGACCCCGCCCGCACCCUGCAGCUCCAUCCUCUCCCCGCUCAAGCCUCGCCGUCGAUGCAGUCCGAACUGACUCCUGAGCAGCGGCUCAAGAUCGCCCUGGAUUUUUUGAAGCAGUCGCCUCCCGGCGAGUUCCUCAGCGUCUACAACGACAUCAAGAUUCUGCUGGACGAUGAUGCCCUCUUGGAUCAGCAUGUCCGCCAAGCACUCGAGGAGUACAGCACCGAGCAAUUUGUCGCCAUUCCUCUCCCGGAUAACUCUCGCAGGGUCGUCAUCAGCUCCUUUGGCCGAAUCGAGCCUGGCCGAUUUGUCGAUCCCAAAGGCCACCAGUCGUUUACAUUUGAUCCUCUGGAUAUGAUCAUCACGGACGUCCAGCCCCAUGCGCCCAAGGAAGAGUCCGAGGAGGCCCGCAAAGCGCUGGAAAACGCCGUCGAAAAGUACAUUGCCCAGCACUUUGCCUCAGGCAUUUCUGCUGUUUACGCCAACGAGGACGAGUCCUUCACUAUCGUCAUAUCUGCCUCCAAGUUUAAUCCCGACAACUUCUGGAACGGCCGAUGGCGCUCGUCGUGGACCGUCUCUCCCUCAUCGACCGAGAUUACGGGCACCGUCAAGGUGCAUGUCCACUACUACGAGGACGGAAACGUUCAGCUGAACAACAAAAAGGAGAUUUCGGCGACGAUGGCCGAGAAGAAGGAGCUCGCUGCCUUUGCCGCCGAGGUUGUCCAAGUCAUCAAGAAGCACGAUGCUGACUUCCAGAACGGGCUGAACGAGAGCUACAGCCAGCUCUCUGAGAACGCUUUCAAGUCUCUACGACGCAACCUCCCCAUCACCCGCAACAAGAUGGAUUGGAACAAGGUCGCCAACUACAAACUCGGCUCGGAGCUGUCCUCGAAAUAAGUCCACAAUGCCCACGCAUCCAUCGUGGCUGGGUGCAUCAAGCACACCGGACAUCGCUCUGCUUGGGCACCAUUGCGGCGAUACAACUCGCGCUG
This is a messenger RNA of Polychytrium aggregatum, 1010 nucleotides long. Its product is annotated as F-actin-capping protein subunit alpha. Gene Ontology annotation, molecular function: actin filament binding. The record is from RefSeq and is a predicted model, not a curated record. The transcript is spliced from 8 exons. Gene Ontology annotation, cellular component: actin cortical patch; F-actin capping protein complex. Gene Ontology annotation, biological process: actin cytoskeleton organization; barbed-end actin filament capping. Bases 76 to 915 code for a protein of 279 amino acids. Lineage: Eukaryota; Fungi; Chytridiomycota; Chytridiomycetes; Polychytriales.